AGGAACGUGGGCAGCGGAUCUUGAAACUAGAGGAACGAAGUUUGAACCUGAAGAUCCUCCGGCAACCCGCGUAGCAUCUGAAGAACAAGUUGAUUUUGUGAUAACGGCGCAUCAACAUCGUCUAACCAAUCGGCGAUGUUGAAGAGAUUUUGACAAUAAGUAGCCAUAGGGGUGUUCCCUUUGACGGUAGUACGGAAUUGGUGCUCGAGUUGCAUGGCACGAGCGUGUUUAUUGUUGUGAAAGAGAUCAUGAAUCACCUUCCAGAGAGAGGCUGCAGAGGUGGUGGAAGAGAUGACAAGGUCCGAAACUCUGUCGGUGAUUGUGGAGAGAAUCCAGCCUUGAAGAAGAGCAUCUAGUUGAAACCAUUCAUCGUCGUUGUCGGAGGUGGGGACGACGGACCCAUAGAUGUAACCAUGGAGAUUGAAGCGCCGAACGAGUAGAAGAAACAAUCGGCUCCACUUUUUGUAAUUAGGUUAAGAAAAGCUUAGUUGAAUGGGGACAUGGAGUUUGACAUUAGAGAUGGUGGUGAAGGCAAGAUGUGGGGAUUUAGAGGUGGUGUUUGGGGACGUAACUUCGCCGUCUGUCAUGGUGAUUGGGGGAGGAUGCCGGCGGCAGGAGGCUGCCGAGAGAGAGAGAGAGAGACCGGCGGCUGUGUGAGGGUGAGCCGAGAGGGAGGCCGGCGCAGAGACAAUGCUUCAACCGAGAAGCUGUCCAAAGGCCAAGGAGAUGGUGCUUCAACCGCCGAGUUGUCCAAAGGAUUAUGCUUCAAAGAUUAUGCUCCCGAGAAGCUGUCCAAGGAUUAUGCAAAGAUUUGUUGAUGUCGAAAUUAAGAAAAUGAACAUAAGGAGCUGCUAUUUCUCAUUUCGUAAAUCCUGCUUUUCUAUAGAAAGAGAAGGACCAUGUAAAGGGUUUGCACCUUAGGGUGGACUCUAGCUACAACAAAUGUUGAGGACCUCAAGGAAAAAAGAAAGAAAGUGGAUUCCUAUUUCAAACACUUAUUUUGUCCCAAAAACAAGCCGGUUUAAUCCAACAGAUUUAAUUUUAGCUUUUCACACUUAAAUUCUAAUUUUCAUCUUCCAGGUUGAAACUUCUAUGAUACUUGGCUUUCAGCAUUAUUCUACUUCUGUUCAUUUAAGCCUAGUUGGUGGCAUAUUUGCUGAGAUUGUGAACCAAAAACCGCAUUUCCCAGGUCACUCAGAGAUUGUUGAACUCUUCCAGAUUUGUAGGAUCAAAACAAUUUGUCCUGCAUUUUUUCCAUGAAUCAUCUUUGCUUUCAAGAGACGGUUGCCAAGCCUUAGAGGGAAAAAGAUAGAUUUUAGUGCAUCUUAUAUAUGUGUGGACAUGGAGGGCAAGAAUUGAGAUUUUUGGUUUCUUCCACUUGUAAUGGGUACUUGUCAUUUACUGUAUGGACCAUGUUUCAUGGUUCUUACUGUUAUUCAAUGUUUGUUUAAAUAAUGUAUCUUGGCUUGGCAGUAGGGAAUUUCAUUCAAUUCUUGCAGCCAUGGUGGUCUUCUCAUUUGGAUUUGGAAUAAAUUGAACAAAAAAUU
Molecule: messenger RNA, 1547 nt
Organism: Cuscuta campestris
Lineage: Eukaryota; Viridiplantae; Streptophyta; Magnoliopsida; Solanales; Convolvulaceae
Source: the annotation of a GenBank genome assembly